This is a messenger RNA of Tilletiaria anomala UBC 951, 1302 nucleotides long. Its product is annotated as putative PRO3-delta 1-pyrroline-5-carboxylate reductase. The transcript has 2 exons. Gene Ontology annotation, molecular function: pyrroline-5-carboxylate reductase activity. Lineage: Eukaryota; Fungi; Basidiomycota; Exobasidiomycetes; Georgefischeriales; Tilletiariaceae. The record is from RefSeq and is a predicted model, not a curated record. Gene Ontology annotation, biological process: L-proline biosynthetic process. Bases 129 to 1067 code for a protein of 312 amino acids.
AUCGAAUCUCCCAGCUGUCAAAGCAUACCUUCUGCAGCACCUGCAUCUACACGGUACCGAUCAUAGCACCUUGUGGGCAGAUCCAGAAUCCAUCUCCUUGCUUCGUACAGUCGUUGCCGCUUGCGACCAUGUCCGGACUCACACUCGGCAUCAUCGGCUGCGGCACAAUGGGUAUCGCCAUCCUCUCCGGGGUGAUCGAUUCACAACGUAAAGCAGCGCAGGCACAUGCGAACGGGCCCGAAUUAUCUGGAAAUGUCUCCUUGGCCUCCUCCAUGACCGAGGAAGAUCUGCGCCAGCAGCUUCCGACGCGAUACAUUGCCGGCGUUAACCGCCCCGAGAGCGCCAAGAGGUUGCGGAAACUAUUCGAUGCGGAGGGGUACACGGACGUCAAAAUCGUGACGAGCGGGAAUGGCGGCAAUAUUGAGGCGGCGCAAGAGAGUGACAUCGUCUUGCUGGCGUGCAAGCCGCAUACAGUCAAGGAGGUGCUGGCACAAGAGGGCAUGAAGCAAGCGUUGGAAGGCAAAUUAGUCUGCAGCAUUUGUGCCGGGUUGAGAAUCGAACAGAUUCGCGCUUGGGUAUCGCCGACUACGAAGGUCGUAAGGGCCAUGCCAAACACCCCUUCCAAAAUUCGGGAAGGCAUGACAGUUUUAACUCCGCUCGCACCCUCUCCCACAUCCGAGCAAGACAAGGCGCUCCUUCUCUCCAUUUUCACUGCCGUCGGACGAGCGCGUUUUCUGGACGAGAAGCACUUUGACGCGUGUACAGCGCUUGCAGGCUCCGGCCCUGCAUUUGCCAUGGUCUUCCUCGAAGCCAUGGCAGACGGCGGCGUAAUGAUGGGACUGCCCCGGCCGGAAGCGCUCGAGCUUGCUGCACAGACAAUGCAAGGAGCUGCAAGGAUGGCGCUUCAAUCGGGCUUGCAUCCUGCCGCUAUCAAAGAUAGCGUCACGACGCCUGGUGGAUGCACGAUCGCUGGAUUGCUUAAUCUAGAGGAUGGUCGCGUCCGGUCCACCGUCGCGCGAAGCAUCCAGGCUGCCACCGAGCACGCUGCUGGGCUCGGACAAAAGUGAGGCGAACAACGCAUGUCUUCCUUGCGUAUUUCGUCAUAGGGUAGGCAUUGGUAUCUGCAAUCAAUAAUUUAAGGAUCAUACAGCAACUUUCAGAGAGUGGUGAGAUCUGAUGGCAAAAAGGUGUGAUCCAUGUGAUGCAAAUGGACCUGCAAUCGGCAAAAAGCGAUUGUGGUACAGUCGACAAAUAAAACACGGCUGUACAUUCCCCUCCGUCACAAUAGAUGCUUCUGCUGUC